ACGCGCGCACAGACACUAUUCAUUUUUACUUGGUCCUUAAUCUUCUCUCUUCAUUUCUAUUUCAUUUUCUCCAUCACCAUGGCUUCCAAACUUCACAACCUACUCUCUUUACUACUAUUCCUCUCCGCAAUUCUUGAUUUUCCGGCCACCACGACAUCGCAAGAGUGUCCUUAUCCGUGUUUCCCACCACCAACCGGCCCCGGGAACAACCCUCCAGUUGCCACAACACCACCAUCACCACCAGUUCCCACCACUACCCCACCAACUUCGUUUCCUCCUCCAGCUUUCACCACCCCUCCUGCUGGUGACUUACCAUAUAAUCCUCCAUCACCUGACUCUUUUAACGGAGUCACGCCACCGCCACCCGAGCCGAUAGUGCCGUGGUUUCCAUAUUAUUACAGAAAGCCACCUCAUCAAGAUCAGUCAUCAUCGACAGCUCUGAAUCAAGGAUCAAGAACCACGAUCAUCAUAUUGACUCUACUUUUUCUUGUUUUUUCUACUGUUUUUGUCUGACUUUUCUUGAAUUUUCAUGUAUUUAAGAGUUUUAGAUGAUGAUAUAGUACAAGAAUCCUUGUAGAAUAUUAUGUGUACUGUUCUUUCAGAAAUUAAGGUGAAAUGUUUUUGGGAUGAUGAUCAAAGGGCCGUAGUGUGAUGACGAUCAUGAGAACGAUGGGUCAACAAUCUUGUGGUUUAUGUUUCGUAUUGUAGUUUUGAUGAGAGUUUUCAAACUAGUUGAUUGAAUAAUCUUCUUGAA
This is a messenger RNA of Olea europaea var. sylvestris, 754 nucleotides long. RefSeq names its product lysine-rich arabinogalactan protein 19. Bases 79 to 513 code for a protein of 144 amino acids. Lineage: Eukaryota; Viridiplantae; Streptophyta; Magnoliopsida; Lamiales; Oleaceae. The record is from RefSeq and is a predicted model, not a curated record. The transcript has a single exon.